Papaver somniferum (opium poppy) is the source of this 1489-nucleotide messenger RNA. RefSeq lists its product as uncharacterized. The transcript has 6 exons. Bases 197 to 1183 code for a protein of 328 amino acids. Lineage: Eukaryota; Viridiplantae; Streptophyta; Magnoliopsida; Ranunculales; Papaveraceae. The record is from RefSeq and is a predicted model, not a curated record.
GCCAAGUCAGACUCACGCAAGCUGUUUGGGGUGUAGAUGUCAGAGCCUAUUCACAGAGUUAUCUUCACUUGCACACGUGAAUGUUUCUAUACAGUCUCCUUGGAGAAGGGUUCCUGGGUACAAGCUGAGAUUCUGGAUAUGGAGCCUAUCAAUCAAUCAGAUCCAUAAUUCUAACUCCAAUAAGAUACACACUUUAAUGGAAGACGGGAGAGAAAGUAGAUCAAGUUUGGGUUCCCUUAGUAAUAAACGUCCUAAAGCCUUUGAUAUAGCGUUUCCUUCGUUUUUUGUUCAAAUUCCUCAAAAGCUUCAAAAUUGUUUGAAGUCACAUUUCAAGAACUCAGCGAAAGAUGAGCUUGGAGCGAAUUCUAUUAUUAUAAAGGAGAAUAACUCAUUUGCUACUCGGAAACACGACUUGGAUAGGCAAUUGAAGGCUUGGAACAAUAAUCCCACUUGGGUUGACGAAUCUCCUGAAAUUCAGGUUAGUGUACCAAAAGGUUCUUUAUGCAACCUUAGUGUGAAAGUCAAAGUCGGUUUGCCACCAGAUGCAAUCUAUGACAUUGUCACUGACCCUGACAACAGAAGGGUCUUCAAAAAUAUCAAAGAAGUUAUAUCCAGAAAGGUAUUGGUUGAUGAGGGUUCAAGGCAGGUUGUCGAGGUGGAGCAAGCAGCUAUGUGGAAGUUUCUUUGGUGGUCGGGAACCAUAGCUGUCCAUGUUAUGGUUGACCAAAACAGAGAGGAUCACUCGAUGAAAUUCAAGCAAGUGAAAACUGGUUUUAUGGAAAGAUUUGAAGGGUGCUGGAAAGUGGAACCUCUAUUUGUUGAUGAAAAAAUGUGCUUUCCUUUGAAGCCGAAAACAUGGGCUGACUAUGAUCUGUGCACUGGGGGUAAAGGACGAGUUGGAUCAAUUGUUAGUUUACAACAACUAGUACAGCCAGCUAUAGUUCCACCACCACCAAUUUCCUGGUAUCUAAGGGGGAUAACCACAAAAACUACUGAGAUGUUGAUAUUAGACCUUUUGGCCGAAUCUGCCAGAAUUAGAGGGGAUAUUUCUACUGCAAAUUCUGACCAAAAGCAGGUAGAGUUAUUACCAGAAUUAGGCGUAGUAGGCGAUAAGAUACAUAUUAAAGCGAGAUGGGCCAGUCAUAGAAGGAAUUCAAGGCGGCAUGGUAACCAUAAAAGGUAACAAUGGAAUCGUUAUUAGAAGUAUGAUUGACGUGCAUAUAUGUUCACCAAGUAUUAAGCACAUGUAUCGUGUAAGAAGUGUUUCCUUAGGGAGAAUGUAUUUGUAUUAAUGAAUAGGGCCUCUUACCAGCUUGGCUAUUGCCUAGAGCAUCACAUAGUUUGGGCCCAAAAUUUUAAUGUUUUUCUUACAGCUUGAUUGUUUUAGUGCUCUUACAUAGUGGUUGAUAGAUACUAUUUAGCUGUAAUAAGCUGUUAUUGAAUGAUGCUUGUUUUGUAAACAUCGCUUACUGCUUUCCAGUUCUAUCUA